Molecule: messenger RNA, 317 nt
Organism: Meloidogyne enterolobii
Lineage: Eukaryota; Metazoa; Nematoda; Chromadorea; Rhabditida; Meloidogynidae
Source: the annotation of a GenBank genome assembly
CCACCGCCGUCUGUCAUCCAUGUGCUCAAUUAAUGAUCAUCAUAAUUCUUUUAAAAGAUGUCCAUAUGUCCCAAAAUUCUAUUGUUUUUUUGAGGCUUCUUUAAAGAAAAAAAUUUUUUUAUUAAAUAGAUCGAAUUUUUCUCACCCUGUUUGUUUUUCUCCUCUUCUUCUUCCGGUUGAACUGUUGCCUUUAAACAAGUGAACAAAAAUUGAAAUUUGCAUAGAUGAUUGAUGAGCAGUAAGUAGUAGCUGAACUAGAAAGCAAAAUGCUUUUUCUUUUGUUUGGAUAACUGGAUUAAAAAAAUUUUUUUUAAUAA